UGUGAUUAGUAAGAUAAACAAACUUGGAGAAAGGAUGGACUGUCUUGAACAAGGCAUCCGUGAACAUGUGAGCCUUAGCCCGAAGUUAACAGCAACAGUGAAGGGAAAAUUGAGCCUUGGAGCGAAAAUUCUUCAAGUGGGAGGGUUGGAAAAGAUAUUUAAACAGAAGUUUAGUGUUAAAAAUGAUGAAAAGCCAUUAAAGGUUUCUCAUUGCUAUUUAUCAACUACAACUGGUCCAAUAGCAGGCCUUCCCUACAUCUCUACCGAUAAGAUUGCUUUCUACAGUGAAAGAUCAAUAAAGCUCUUAUCUCCAACCGGAAAGUUGCUUAGAAUCUACUAUAAGCAAUCCUCUUCAAGAUCAGAAGUCACAAUGAAGGACUUAAUCAGUGGAAAUGUGGUGGGUGUUCCCAUGAGUUCAGCAGUAUGUUCAUUUGAAAUGCAGCCUAAAAGACUACUAUCCCUAUCUUCUUGCCAAGACCAUAUUCCAUCUGCAACAUCAAAGAUCUUAUCUAAAUUAAAGCAACGAAAAUCUGUGAUUAGUAAGAUGAACAAACUGGGAGAAAGGAUGGGCUGUCUUGCACAAGGCAUCUGCGAGCAUGUGAGCCUAAGCCCAAAGUUAACAGAAACUGUGAAGGGAAAAUUGAGCCUUGGGGCAAAAAUUCUUCAAGUAGGAGGACUGGAGAAGAUAUUCAGGCAGAAGUUUAGUGUUAGAGAUGAUGAAAAGCUAUUGAAGGUUUCUCAAUGCUAUUUAUCAACUACAGCUGGUCCAAUAGCAGGCCUUCUCUUCAUCUCUACUGAUAAGAUUGCUUUCUGCAGUGAGAGAUCAAUAAAGCUCUUAUCUCCAACCGGAAAGUUGCUUAGAAUUUGUUAUAAGGUAUCGAUCCCAAUAACUAAGAUACGGAAAGCAAAAGAGUGUGAAAAUAUGGAGAAGCCAUCACAGAAGUAUAUAAAGUUAGUUACAGAGGACGAUUAUGAGUUCUGGUUUAUGGGGUUCUUUAAUCAUCAAAAGAAUCUUCGAUAUCUGCAGCAGGCAAUUUCAACUUUCAAGAACUUCAAUCAGCUAAGAAUAUGACUUUUUUUGAUUCCUAAUACACCCAUUCAUCAAUGUAAAAUGUUGAUGCAAAAAACAAAUUUGCAGAUCUGUUCAAACUUGUAACUAGCUCCAUUGCUCAAAGGAGGUUUACAUAUUUUAGGCUUUGAGCCUUGGUUGUUAAUAUUAAUGUAUGGACUUAUUGUAAAACUAAUGCAAACAGGAGGCUAA
Messenger RNA from Solanum dulcamara, 1261 nucleotides. RefSeq names its product GEM-like protein 7. The coding region runs from base 35 to 1072 and encodes 345 amino acids. Lineage: Eukaryota; Viridiplantae; Streptophyta; Magnoliopsida; Solanales; Solanaceae. The transcript has 5 exons. The record is from RefSeq and is a predicted model, not a curated record.